This is a messenger RNA of Megalobrama amblycephala (Wuchang bream), 8305 nucleotides long. RefSeq names its product zinc finger protein 831 (gene znf831). Bases 676 to 5826 code for a protein of 1716 amino acids. The record is from RefSeq and is a predicted model, not a curated record. The transcript is spliced from 4 exons. Lineage: Eukaryota; Metazoa; Chordata; Actinopteri; Cypriniformes; Xenocyprididae.
UGUGUGUGUGUUUGUGGGUGAAAUGAUCUGUUUAAGGUGGGUCUGCAUGUUCAUAGCACUUCCUCUUUUGAACAGGGAUUUUGUUUUUCAGUUUAAUUCAGUUGUGUUAUUUUAUGUGCUGCACUCUGUCUCUAGUCUUUCUAUCUCACUCUCACUUUCUCUCUCCCUCCCUCCAUCUGCUCUCUUCCCUAUCUGUGUCCAUCUCAUUUAGUCUUUCUUUCUGGAUCUCCAUUUUGUGACAUGUCUUCACUUUGGUUUGGGUUUUUUUAUUUCAAAAUGCUGGCACCGUGAACUUUGUUUUUAAUGGUAUUCGCAGUGACUUCUCUCUUCCUCUUUCACUCUCUCUCAUGUACUUUUUACAUUGUGUUGCCGCCGUCAUCCAGUCACAUUUGCAUGAAUGACGUUUGUAUUUCCUCCAUCAGCAGUAGAAACGGCUGUAAGAAAACUAAAGAGGGAAGAGGAACCAAGGGCCUUUGUGGUGAGAGAAGGUGCCACAGUCACAUGCUAUCUGUCACUCUCUUGUUCUUGUCACCUCUCAGUGUUCCAAAGGUGGAUUUUUGUUUCCACGUUUUGGAUUUAAUUGGACAACCUUUAGCCGCUGCAGUGUCACCUUUAAGUUCCAGGUUCUGGUAAUUAGUGAGCUCCAUCUCCCAGCAUCACAAGGGUUGUGUUACCAUGGCAACUAGUAAGCAGAGCUUUGUGAGAGCUACCGAGCCCCAGCGUUCAGUGUCUGCACAGAGAGAGGAGGAGACGCGUGUUAAGGCCCCUCUCACGACUAUGUAUGUCCACAACGUUCCUGCCCCUGGCCUGCAGCCAUAUCCUCAGGCCCAACCUGGAACCUUGCAGGAUGCAACGGUUCUACCACUGUUCUUGCCAAGGAUGUGUAGCAACUCGACUCUGCCCUCUCUGACACUGCAUAUUGCCAGCAGGGCUGCUUUGCAACAACAAAGGCUAAUGGCUCCAGCAACCUCGGCCAGACCUAAGCCUAUUGGGAAGCAUAUUUGCCCACACUGCGGCAAGGACUGUCUGAAGCCCAGCGUGCUUGAGAAACAUCUCCGUUGCCACACAGGAGAGCGACCGUAUCCCUGCACCACCUGUGGCAUUUCCUUCAAGACGCAGAGUAACCUUUAUAAACACAAGCGCACACAGGCUCAUGCCCGCCUUUCCAGCGAAUCUGACAAAGGCACCUUCAGCAGCCAGGAGAGCAUGGAGAGUUCAAAGGACAACUGUACCAGUCUAGCCUCUGAGAUGAAUGACGGAGAUUCAGUUGAUAUAAAGAGAAGCAAAGAGGUUCUUCCUGUAGUGUCAGUGACGAUACCAAGUCAGGAAGACACCACAGAGGCUAAGAGAGUGUCUGGCAUACAAUGGGCAUUACACAAUGCUGCCAUGGUUGGAUUUAGCACAACUCCAGCACUUCAAGACAAGGUAAAUUCUUUGAGAAAAUCUGUGGAGUUAUCAGUUGGCAUGAAAAAUAAUCCUGCUAUCCAACAGACAGGUGCACUGAGUGAGGCUGGAUGUACAUCGUCGAUUCCAAAUCGUACACCGCUUCAGAGGCAGGAAGCUUUAUUUUCCAAACCAUGGGAUUCCCCCAUGUCCCGGGCAAAGUCUCAAAGCCAUGACAGUACAGACUCAGGCUUCAGUGACAGCAGUGAGCAGCACUCAUCCAGCAGUCCUGGAGCAAGUUUGCAUGAUCCCAGUAUGGAAUCAUUUAAAGAGACCCCUAUGGAACGGCAAGAACCAGGUUCCUCCCAGACACCCUCAGAGAUGACCCCUGAGGACACCAAAAGCAAGGUGUCCAUUCAGGAGAAGCAGAAGCUGGAAGAACAUAUUUCAAAGCUUAUAUAUGAGAAUAGUGUGUUAGUGGACAAUAAACAACUGGAAAAUGUGCGUCCAAGAAAGACAGUACUGUCAAAACAAGGAAGCAUUGAUCUUCCUGUGCCGUACACUUAUAAAGACUCUUUCCAUUUUGAGAUAAGGAGCAGCAAGCACGUUUCAAGCUCUCAAAAUCAAGACAGACGAGGUGGGGUAAUUCACAUCUCUGUGCCUACACAACACUCCACUAGCAUAGAGCAUGCACCAUUAACGCGAAGCAGUUCUUUACCCUUCACUGUGGGUGGCAAACCCACUGAUGGAGCAAUGAAUUUAAAUCUUAGCAGAAGGUGUAGUGCAGGGCAUGUUUACCCAUUAAGAUCAUCAGACCAACAAGCACAAAUUCAUCGCUCACUAGUUAGGCAGGUAGCGGUAGAUUGUUUGCCUACUGCAGAGGGAUCUCCAGUUGAAAGAGGUAGUAUGAGCAGCCUUAGCUCCGAUGGAGACAGCACCGAUUUUGUUACAGAGCCAUGUAUAAAAGGAAACUACAGGAGGAAAGCCCGGAAAUUUGACUACACAAAAUGGCACACUUACAAAGGUGGGACAUUUAGGAAACUAUACGACACUGAGAAAGACUGUCUACUGAAGAUGAACAAGACUGCAUCAAGCUCCGAACAAGCAGAGAGCCUGGAAACUCAAAUUAGCCAACAGAGAGACAAUGGAUCUUUGUCUCUGAGCUUUACUUCCUGUUCUGCUGUGACCUUACAAAAUGACCUUAAUGUGUCAUAUACCAGCUUUGAAAAUAAUAACGUGAUAGGGGCAGACAUGGAAAGAGAUAAAUCAGCAACACAACACACUGACUGCCAUAUCCCAUCAGAGAGGAAGAAACAGCGCACUGGGAAUGAUGUGCAAAUGCUCAGUAUUUCAGAUUCUAGAACUGGACAGGCAAAUGGAAAUCUGUGUGAUUUAAUGAGUCAAUCACUUCUGUCAACUUGUGCAACACAGAGCUCCAUCACAGUUCCAGCACAAAAGGUCAGCAUGCAAAAUCUCCACCCGCACGGUAGCUUCGUACAUCAGUUCUCAAAUCCAAGUCAGUUCCUUGGUAAUACACUUAGUCCUGCUUUUUGUUUGAUCAGUGUGAGUGGGACAUCUGGCACCCCGUCUGGUUCUAUCAGCAGCGCUACUGUCCCUGAAGCCAAGACCAGCUUUCCUCCCAAGUACCAGCUGAAGAUUCCGUGUUCCACAGAUGGAGUGUCAGCUUCUUGUUCUGGUUCCACUUUAGCACAUAGCACUUGUUCAACCAUUCCAGCUCUUAGGGAAAGCUGCCAAACUACAGUGCAGUGCCAUCUUGAGAACAGUGUAUUAUCCUCAAACCAGAGUCAGGGUGCUUCAAUAGUCGCAACCUUUGACCAGUGUAAGCAAGAUGUGUUGUGUGCGUCAACUUCAAUGCCUAUGUCAUCGGUUUCCUGUUCAGGGCUGAAUCAAACAAACAGUUUAUCCAAAGCCCUGACACAACUUCAGUCUACCACUCCUACAUCAAUUUCACUCAUUUCUCCUAUGCUGCUUCCACCAGUGCAGCAUCAAAUGUCUUUGUUGCAGAGCAACGGUGCAACAGGUGUGGUGGAAAGCCAGUCACUUGUUCCCAUAUCAUCUGUACUGCAUCAACCUCUUAAAGUUUUAACAAACUCAGAGAACACUCAGCCUGUCACAUCAACGAACACAAUGUCAACAGUGAAUUACUGUUCUGAAUCUGGUCUACAGAUCUAUCCUCCAGUAACUACGACACCUACAGUUCAAAAGCAGCCGGCUUCCCCUGUAAGUGGACCAGGAAAAGCUCUUUGUCUUACAGCGGACACCAAAUCCACAGUGUAUGAGAAUACUCUAAACAGCUCUGCCUCUAAAAUUACCACAGGUGACUUUCAAGGGUCCCAGUCAGAAGGAAAAGUGAUAGUGCUAAAUGGCUCAGCACAAUCUCAGAAUACGUUUUAUGUACGAACAGGUGACCUCCAGAUCGUCAUGCAGCUCAUUUCUGAUGAACAGUUAGCACUGAUAGAGCCUCAUAUUGAAACAACAACUUCAAUCACUUUAACAAACCAUACAUCACUUUCACAGGAGGUAUAUAGCAAUGAUGUGACUAAUGUGUGUGUGGCACAGGAAAUGGUAAAUAAUGGUGAGAUGAGAAAAAAGAACACUUCCAAUCGUUGUGAAUCUGCCAGUUCAGUAAAUAAAGCAGAAACUUUAAACUCUCAAAAUGCUAAAAAUUCUGCAAAUGGCAGCCCUCAGUGUGUUUCACCUUUGUCACAUCCACAGACAAAGUUUCAUAUUACAGCUUCAGUGGAUUACAAUAAAAAUUCAACUGGAGAAUUGUAUGAACCACAGAAGAUACCUGAGAAUUCCCAGGAGAGAAAAUCUGCUGAGUUUGAGGUUACCGCUGGGUCACACCACAAACCAGUGGCUGGAGUCGAACCUCAUUUAGUGGACAAGAGCUAUUCUAAACAGGAAAAUGACAAAGAGCCCAAAAACUGUUCUGUCCAUAACCCAGAUUUGGUCAGCUCCCCUGAGGAACAAAAAUUCACAGAGAUAACCAGUCUAACGGAGCCAAAUCACAUUCAAACUAUGCCAGUGGAGCCAGAUGAAACAGACCUCAUGUCAGUCACAUUAUCAGAAAAUGGUGAGAGGGUUGAAACAAUGACAACUACACAGCUCGGAACUUGUAUUUGUAAGAAAAAGACCUCUAACGCAGAAUCACAGCAGAUGCAAAAACUGAUAAACUCCACAAAACAGCCCAGUCAGAACAAGCCAUACAGGGCCGUAUGUGGAAGCUCAAAUUUAAAUACAAGAGAAAUUAGAGCAUGUGACACAGGUAAACUGAGCUGCAAGCAUGGGACCCUGGCAACUGAAAUGUGUGGUCCAGGACAUACACCUACACAGGAUGAAUCCCAUCAGGCCUUUGCUCUUGGUCCAGGCGACUUUGGGAGUGACACUUAUAAUAAAAAAAAAACAUCAUGCCCAAUGGUGAACAGGACAUGUGACAUUCUUGAAGACAGCACCAAAUGUGGAGAUGUGCAUACACGCCAUGCCAAUCUGGAAAUAUUUACAGGGCCUGGGGAGGAUGGUGCCCUCAAAAGCUUGAGGUUUCACAGGGAGCCUGGGACAAAGAGCAAGGAAUCAAUCCCCAAAGAACCUGAGAGUGGAGUUGGAGAAGGGGUGAGACCGAGCACAGAGGUGGCUGGCAUGAACAACACAGACAACCUCACAUGCCAAGGCUGUGAAGACAAUGGAAAACAAGACAAAAGAAAGGAAGAGGUAAUGUCUCAUGAAGAACAUCCGACAUCUGCUCAAGCUCACCAGGAGGUGUCCCUCAAUAUUUCAGAACCACUUCAGAAUGAACAAUUCAGAGAUUCAAACAACCCAGAUGCAUCUGUUUGCACAAACAUCCUUUCACAAUCAUGUCAACAUGAAGGUCAAGGGGAAUGUAACACCAGCACCAGAAAAGGCAGCAUGGGUGAAUACUUGUGGAACAGCUCUUCUCUAGAGACAAUCCAACAGGAGACAUGCUUGCUGACUGUGGCAAAAAAUUCCAGUCAAACAUCAGAACAUCUUUUGGUACAGCCACUCUCAGUGAAUACCAUGCAAAAUGAAUUCCAAAAGGAGAUGCAGACAAGGGGUUCAAUGAGCUAUUGGAUUUACUCAAAAGGCACCCAAGUUCAGAUGCACUCAUCACAACACAAAACAAGUGGCACAACUGUAUUAGCCAGCAUUUCGCAAAGUAACUGUGGUGCUUCAAAGAUUGAGACCGCCAUCACGAGUAUUACUUCAUCAUCCAGUGCUGGGCCCAGUUCUUGCAAUGCCUCAAAUCAAAUAUCUAGUCAAGAACUGCAAAUAUGUCCCCCAGCCAUACAGAGCAACUCAACAGAGCCUAAACUGUUCUAUUUAGGCAAUAAUAGUUACACGGAACAUGAGGACAGUAACAGCAGCAGUGAUGAUGAGCAAAAACUAGUCAUUGAACUUGAGUAAGGUGUAAGUACACACAAACAAGGCAAAUCAACCCAUUCUCACUUCCAAGGUGUCCAUUACUGCCACUUGUCCAAGAACUCCAUGCAUAACUAUACAGAUGGCAAAAGAAUCCUUUAGCGGCUUGCAGUGAGAAACCUUUGAUACCAAUAGGCUGACAUGUAAGGCAUGGUAAUUUUGUCAUGAAACUAUAAUUUUGUCAUCACAACAUAUGUCAGAUAAAAAUUCAGUCACAAUAAUUUAUUCAGAAAAUGGCAAAUAUUCUUAUGCAUUUAUUUUGUCUUCCUGUAGUCCAAACUGUAGGUCAUGGGCUUGAUUCCCAAGGAAAGUGAGAACUGAUCAAAUGCAUACAUUGAAUGCAGUGUAAAUCACUUUGGAUAAAAGCCAAAUGCAUACAUCUUUUUUUAUGUUUUAUAUUGUGGAAAACUGGUUAGGUUUAUGGUAGAUGUGUGGUUAGAUGUUCAAAAUGUAUAUAAUAUAAAUACUUUUCUAGAUACAGGAACAGCUGACUAAAUGUGUAGAAUUAAAUGCAUAAUCAGAAUGUAAUACAUCUUUCUGUAGAAAUAAAGAACACACAUUUUAGCAAGAACAAUUAUAAGGUUAUUUUGAGAAACUAGCUUUGUGGUCGUUAAAAAAUAAUUCCUUUUCACCACUGUGGAAGUACAUUGAAAGAUGUCUCAUUGCAGCAGUAAACAUGCUUUUGGCACCUGUAUCAAGCACAGAGCUCUUGGACAAGCUGUGGUAUUGGAUGCCUUGGGAGUGAGAAUGGGAUGGAAAAUAAAAACAACAAAAAUAUGUUGUUUUUACAUCAUGUUAGGAUUAUUGAAUUAUUGAUGAAACAAAUUGUGUAAUUACUACAUUUUGUCUGUAAUUCAAGGUCUAUAUUAUGGAACAGGUCAGAUGAGUUAGUAUGGAAGGUGGGCCUUUAGUGCAUAGAGUGCCAGCAGAUAACUGGGAAUCGCAGGCCCCUCGUGCAUAGUGUGUGCUGAACACUAGAACCAUUGAUCCCCUUGCAUAUGGCACCAGAUAACUACUAAUGCCCCCUGGUUCCCUAACGCAUAGAGCACAUUCCGACCACUAGGGCACAGAACAAGUGGUCUGUCACUAUAGCGGCAGAAGGACCUCGAAAGUGUCCUCACAGGAACAUGUUCAGACCAUACUAACUUCUAAAUUAGCAUGUUCUCAAUUAGCAAUUCUAGGCAGUUGUGGCCUAAUGGUUAGAGAGUCAGAUUUGUAAUGUGAAGGAGCAAGGCUCCUAACCCCCAAUCACUUCAUGUGCACCGCAGCAAAAAAACGUCUGCCCACUGCUCCGGGUGGGCGUUCACAGUGUGCAUGUGUUCAAUACUCACUAAAAUGGAUGAAAUGCAAAGCACAAAUUCUGAGUAUGAGACACCAUACUUGGCCAAACUUCACUAAAUCUGCCAAUUCACGAGUUCACAUAUACAUAUAAUUAGAUAGAGAAAGUAAUGCGUAUUUGGCGUGCUGUCCAGGGGGAGGGCUCCGAGCUCGAAAUUUUGGCCCGAACCCAGAGUACUCCCCCCGGAUGUGGUUAUGAGAGAUGGGGUGGUGGAGGGAUGCUGAUAAACUGUCAAAGUCUGCAGUAUAUAUAUCUCUGUUGCUUGAUUAGCUGAAUGCUUUCCACUUGUGAUAAUUAGUCUAAUUAUCUGCAUCUGCUCCUCCCGAAUUUUGUUAAUAAAACAUCAUUAUAUAUAAAAUUGUCCUGUAACACGUAAUUUAACUGGUUUAUCUAUGUCAAAAUAUGAUUUUAUAUUAAUUAAUUGACCUGAGUUUUGGGACACACAAACAAAAAUAAAAAAGUAGACAGACCAAGAAAUACACUUUUUAAAGUGUAUGAAGCAGUUUUCAUCAUAGGGACCACACAACGUAGGUUUUGGGUGGACAUUUUGUCCUAACAAAGAUAGCAAAACCUUUUCUCAAACACACACAGGCAAUCUUCAUUACUUUGUUCGUGCCCACAUGUGCAUCCAGGUGCAUUUUAUGUAAACACUGCUGUGCUGUGAUUCACACUGCAUUUCACAGCCCUAGGAGUUUCAGCUUUUACUUUGUAAAGGCACCUGGAGAAAGCACGAAGUGGGACACACACGUUUUUCUCGAGAGUGACUCACCAUGUCUGAAUAAGCAUUAAGCCUUGGCCCAAGAGUAAAUUCUCACAAUGGAGUUCCACAGAGAUCAGUCAUCCGACCAUCAGUAAAUGCAGGGAUGGCAGUGAGUCAGCCAGUGGGGGGCCAAUGGCAAUGUGACUAAAAAGACUUUUACUCAUCAUAGACUUUAACCUUUGUGCACUGUCAUCAGUACUACUUGGCUGAAUGCCAUUUGCUGCUUUAGACAAAGGCAUUUACUAGACACUGGCUGUAUAAUGAUCCUUAUGUAACCAUAAAUGUAUAUUCAGGUGUUUUAAAAUGUUUUUUUGAAUUGAGCUACUGUUAAAAAAAAAAAAGCAAAUUAACUUUUUUCAUGCUGA